CGUGCUGCCCUAAAAUGUUGCAGCGCUCUGUUUUCAAAUCUCCCUUUUCUCCCUCUCUCUCCCUGUCUCUCUUCGUUCCGUUGCCUUUAUCUUCCUGCUUUCUCACGUUUCUUGCUGGCUGCAGCUGUUUGACGGUGUCGUUUCGAUAGACAGGCCGAGGACGUCAGGAUAUUUCAGUCAUGGCCAAGGCUCCCUGUUCCCUAAGAACCGGAGGGAUUCUGAGGGAGAUCCAGGUCAACUUGCUGGAGUGUAAGGUCUGCUUCGAGAGGUUCAGCUGGCAGCAGAGCGAGCGCAGGCCGCAGAACCUCACCUGCGGCCAUGUUCUCUGUCAGGAAUGUGUCCAGGCUUUGUCCCACCCCGUCCUCAGGAAGCUGGAGUGCCCAUUUUGCCGACAGCUGUGCCAUGUGGACGGCACCUCCCACUGCCGGGCUUUGACCGACCUCCAGGAGCUGCUGCUCACCAGGAGCCCCGGGCCCGCUGCUCCUCGUGGGGUGAAGGGAAGUGUCAGUCGGUGCGGAGGUCUGACUUUUGGGGCCUUGCGACUCUGCUCAGCUUUCGGGGGCUGGGGGACGCUGAUCAACCCCACGGGGGUAGCGGUGUUUGAGUCAUCGGGGACAAUCAUGGUGGUCCACGAUGGAGACAAGAGGGUGGCUGUCUUCAGCCCUCAGGGCAGGAGAUUGCACAGCUUUGGGCCGAGAGGGCGGGCGGACAGGGAGAUUUGUUACCCGCUGGACGUGGCCGUUUCCCCCAGUGGAUAUGUGGUGGUGACCGAUGCGGGCAACAACGCAGUCAAGGUUUUCACCUCCAGGGGGAGCCACGUUAUGACGGUCAAGGGGUCAUUUCAGCUGCCGUGGGGCGUGGACAUAGACAGCUGUGGGCACAUCCUGGUGUCAGACAACCAUGCCGGCACCCUCUCCCAGGUGAUCGUGGACUACGCUCGGGGUGUGACCCUCAACCUGGAUGCGGUCAUCACCCACCUUCAACAUCCCAAAGAGGUGGCCUGCUGCCGGGCAACGGGGAACAUAGCGGUGGUGGAGAGUCUGGGUCACGACACAAAUCCCACAGGGAACCACAGACCCACAAGACUGAGCGUGUAUGAAAAGGGCUUCCACCUCCUUUAUCAGAUGGACAGCUUCAGCAUGAGCCUGGGUUCUGGGGUUCGGCUGUCUGCGUCUGGUGUGGCCUUUGACAAAGAAGGAGCUUUGGUAAUGAUUGACUCCACGCAGGGGAUGAUUUGGAGCUUGGGGAGGUGCUGGGACAGCCCAGUCCUGACUCCUCUUGUUGGAGGACACUUGGUCCACCCGGUGGGGAUGGCGGUCAACGCAGCCAACGACUCCCUCAUCAUUUUAGACAGCGGAGACCACGCCGUGAAGAUUUACUCCGCUCAAUCCGGCGCCAUAGCCACUAUAUAACACGUUAUGCAAUAAAAGUUUGUCAAAUCUG
Molecule: messenger RNA, 1443 nt
Organism: Lampris incognitus (smalleye Pacific opah)
Lineage: Eukaryota; Metazoa; Chordata; Actinopteri; Lampriformes; Lampridae
Product: E3 ubiquitin-protein ligase NHLRC1-like
Exons: 1
Coding region: 180-1412 (410 amino acids)
Biological process (GO): negative regulation of translation; proteasome-mediated ubiquitin-dependent protein catabolic process; protein polyubiquitination
Molecular function (GO): translation repressor activity; ubiquitin protein ligase activity; protein binding
Source: RefSeq, a predicted model, not a curated record